Messenger RNA from Puccinia triticina, 1296 nucleotides. RefSeq lists its product as uncharacterized. The transcript has 2 exons. The record is from RefSeq and is a predicted model, not a curated record. Bases 1 to 1296 code for a protein of 431 amino acids. Lineage: Eukaryota; Fungi; Basidiomycota; Pucciniomycetes; Pucciniales; Pucciniaceae.
AUGGACGUGAUCGAGCUGCUGGAGCGGCUGCCGGGCUGCAGGGAAGCCGCCGAGCGAAUGAAGAAGACGCAGGAAAUUCUCUCCCUGGUCGAUGCUUUCGAGGCGUUGGCCGACAAGCACAGCAUCGAGCCCGACCAACCCACGCCAGCCAAGAAGGAUCCCGGCCUGGCCAUCAAGGACAUGGGCGGAAAAGCCGAAACCUUCGAGAAAAUCCAUUCGACCCUCCUCCCGUCUAUCAGAGACCAGCUGGCUUGUCUCCAGGACUCGCUCGACCUACUCGAUCCCCAGAAGAACCCCCACCCGGCCACCGAUCCAACUCUAGAGUGCCUAUCAAGUCUUGAUAACACUCUAGAGAGCAUUCUAGCCGCCAUCGGCACCCUCACGCUCGAGUCACCUCUACCGGACGAAAAGCACGAUCAUGGCCUAGAGAUGUUGAAGGUCUUUCGGUGCUCUCAUCUACAAGAGACAAUCCAGAAGGUGGUAGGAAGCUUUAUCUAUGAAUGGAUAUUCCGGGAUGUAAUUCCGAGUUUUAUCCGAUGGUGCGCCAUGGCAAAUAUUGGUUUCAAGAACGAUUCGAUGUCGAAGAAGGGAUCCGAUUUGAGACAGGGAAUCCAGAUCGCAAUGUCCUAUCCACACGAUCAAAUCACCCAAACGAUCGAUUGGUGCCGCAAGUCAGACUGGGCUAUCGUCCAAGAAGCUUGGCUAGAAGCAUCCGACUCAUGCGAAGAGGCCCUUGAGAAAUUCACUUGCCGAAUCAACCGCACGAUCCAAUCAACAUCGGACGCUGAUCUUGACAGCCAGAAUCACGCGAACAGAGUAUUCAUAGUUGGCGUAGCCAAGUCGGCCAUACCGCUCAUCAAAUUAGCUAGAAUCUUGAUCAAGAAAACCUCGGGAAAGAUCUCAAAGAAACAUCUAGCGACAUUGGGUAUCACAACCCUAGAGCUCAACUCGGAGACAAUGACACAGCUAUACGAUGCCCCUCAACCGCUCUUUGGGCUCGCGUACCUGGCCAACAUCUUAUACCUUCUUGAUAGUCCAAUUCUACCCAUCACUAUCCCUGCGGAGAAGCAAACCCAACUUCGUGGCAUUGCGCAAAAACUCCCAACAAAAAUGGAGUCCACCUUGGCCGUCAUAGAAUCCUGUCUGAUUCCCCUCCUGACCCAAAUCGAAGAUCAAGAUUCACCCGAAGCUCACUUGGAGUCAUUCCUUCCGAUCUUAAGACAAACUUGGGGUAAGGCUAGUGAACAUUUGAGGGAUAUUAUCUUUUCCUUUGAAGUUGAACGGAUAGCCAUUUGA